Messenger RNA from Hypoxylon fragiforme, 765 nucleotides. RefSeq lists its product as uncharacterized. The record is from RefSeq and is a predicted model, not a curated record. The transcript is spliced from 4 exons. Lineage: Eukaryota; Fungi; Ascomycota; Sordariomycetes; Xylariales; Hypoxylaceae. The coding region runs from base 64 to 633 and encodes 189 amino acids.
GAACUUCAGUCCCCGCCCGAACUAAUAUGGUAGAUUACUAACUCACCUGGUAUAUUAUAUAGUAUGUGGGCUACUGAUGUAAAUGGAAUAUGGCAUGCGUACAUGUUUGAAGGGCUUAGCGCUACAGACAACGGCUGGUGCAGGAAUGGUGCUCCCGCAGGAGUCCUCCCCGAUUUGAAUGUAGUAGUGUUCUGCAUGCCUGCUUUUAGUUACAAAGUAAAACGUAGGCUGGCACGUAAAGAGGGUCGGUGGCCAGAGGAGCUCCUAGUUGGGAAAGAAGGAGAUUCUUUAGACCAGACGCCGGUUCUGAGUGGUGUCUGGUUACGUGUGCUGCUCCAGAUUGUCGGCGGAAGAUCGAACAUUCCCAAUGGGCAUCAGGUACUGACAAUGCCACCCAAGCUUAAAACGCAAGAUGCUGUGGAUUUCGACGGGAACCCGCUGCUGACAGCAGAUGGCAAACCCGUGCCUGCAAUAGGGGUCCAGCAUGCGCUGAAUCUAGCAAAGAACUACCCGGACAGGGCCUGUCGAAACUAUGAUAACAUUGCGUUUUUGAUAGAAGCCAUGUACACCGGGUUAUAUUCGUUCGACUGGUCUACAGGGGUAGCCAGGUUAGAUCCGCAUCCCCAUAGGUAGGGAUGUCACAUGUCCAUCGAGGCAAGCAGGGCAAGCACACCCAGGGCUGUUCACCUUCUGGGCAGGUACCUAGUACUAUGCAGUAGAUGUUGCUAGGUACCAUAGUACUAUAUAACAGAUGGUGGCAGGUAC